This is a messenger RNA of Somion occarium, 4572 nucleotides long. Lineage: Eukaryota; Fungi; Basidiomycota; Agaricomycetes; Polyporales; Cerrenaceae. The record is from the annotation of a GenBank genome assembly.
AAUGUAUUCGCGCUUCGUCACAGCCAGUCACGCGUCAAGUCACUUGUGACAAACGCGUUGCCUAAGUCGCUCGUUCAGGACACCAUCCUCGACCAACCCUACCUCUCCGACAAAAAUAUUCCCUAGAAACCCCUCAGUUUUUAGCUGGCUGCCUGCAGUUCGCAUUCAAGCCAUGUCUGACUCAUCACCAGCGAUCAAGCGUGCUCCUAGGACAUAUGGACGACCUCGGGCACCGUUAGCGGACACCUCACUCGACGCAGAUACAUCGUUUGGGAAUCCAGGUCUGCUAUCUGACACUAGUGGUCAGUUUGGUUCAUCUGAAACAGGCGAUGUGCCGCCCACUUCGGAUUUCGACGCGUCUUAUGGUUCAACUCAUGAUGACGAGGACGACAACGACGCUUCUUUGGAUGGGGAUAUCUUGCCUGCAAACCUCAAAGGAUAUGUCUCGAUACGUGAUGCACUUCACAUGAUUGACCAGGAGAUGGACGAGACAGAAGAAAUAAAUUUAAAAGAGUCAAGCAGUGUUCGCCUCGAGGCGAACAAAGAGCCACUCCGGUCUUUGUCGAUAGAGCGGACCGAUGAAAGAGUAGCUACUUCACCUCCAAAUAUUGCAGCACAUCCUUCCACAUUACUAUCCAUAAGCAAAGCGUCACACACUCCGCCCUAUACCCAUGCACCCUCUCCCGCCAACUCUCCCUCUCCCUCUCCAUUAAUUCCCCGAGUGCGCAAGAAGCGAGUGGUCACAGAAUCCGACUCUGAAUCAGAACUUGCACGGCAGUCACCUUCCCCACAGACGUCUCCAAGUGCACUCUUUCAUAUCAAUACGCCUGCUGGCCGGUCAUCACCGACGCCGCCUACUUCGACGGAGAUGGCCCCUCACAAAGGAAAGGGUAAAGAGGCUCUCAAGCCCAUACCCGGGCUCGAUAUAGGGCAAAUGCAUGAUUCCUCUGAUGACGAGAAACCUGCACGGAAAAGGCCCAGAUCGAAGGGUAAGGGUGAAGAACCGCGGACGAAGGCUCCGACAAAGAAAGAUGUACUGGAGAGCAAGAAAGCGACUGCUCGUCUGCAAGCACAAAGGACAGUCGCUGUGCCUCGUGUCCAGCAGAAACAAUUGCAUCUCAGUGACCUGUUGCAAAGAGUUGGGAAGGCAGUCAAGCACGAGCCUCACCCUCCCUCUUCCGAUCCUAUCGUGCCGUUUUCACCGGCACCUCCAGAGAGUGGACCAUCUCGACCCACUCCCGUUGUUCAAUUCUCCAGACAUUCGGGUCCUCGUGCGCUCACUCCUCAGCAGGAGCCUUGUGAGGAACACACCAGUGGAUUGUCGUUCGAAUUGCCUGAACUGUCUGACGAUGAGGAACUGCCAGACGCCUCAGAAUUGCUAUGGAGGAGAGCGCAAGAGGACGAAGCAGCCAAGCGUAAACAAGAGCUACGAGAGCUCAAACUGCGUGCUCUUGAGCGACAGCAACGCGAAGCUGUAACAUUAGACCCUCAUGAUUCCAGUGAUCUCGAGAUUGAAGAGACCAUGGGAGCUGUUGUCAAAGAGGAAGCCCAAGAGCGGAGAAGAUCGAAGGCUCUAAAUGUCAAGACACCAGUUCGGAAGAGGAAGUCCCAGCUUCCAAGUGGGCUACACCUCGAACAACAACAAGUCGUUCUGACAGCCGCAGCGAGACCCUCAUUUGUCAGGGAUACUCGAUUCGAGAAGGGUAAAGAUGGUCAAACCUCCAGAAUACGGAAGGACGAUCUGAACCGAAUGCUGUUGCAAAAUAUAGACAAGGAGCGGUCAGAGAUCAUCGAGCGGAAAGAGCGCGAAUGGACCAGUAAAGGUGGCAAGAUCAUGUCAAGACAGAGCGCCGAUGAGAGAGGUGAAGAGGUUAUGAAAGUGAAGAUGGCCGAGCUUGCGGCAAAGGGAUUGUCCAGAGUCCAACAGGAGGAAGCCGAUGACGAUGACAUGGAGGGCUCAGAGGAUGACGAUGACUGGAAACCUCAGGAGGGAGAACCUAACGAACAAGACACCGAUCAGUCUGAGCACGAACCUUUCGUCGUUCAUCAGUCUCCAGAAAGCAACGAAGACGAAGCGGAGGAGGUACUACAUGCUCCAGUACCCAAACUCAAACGCCGACCCACAAAGGUAGUUGAUUCUGAUGGGGAAGAAGAACGACCUACUGGCCGCAUCCUUGUGCCCAACAGUUCGUUAGUCUUGGAUUCUCCACCCCGUCUUGAAAGCUCAGACAAGGAAAAUGCCAAUGACACCGAGAUCGAGAACGAAACAGACAAGGAGAACGACGCAUCCUUGAUGUUUGACCGAGGAGAGGAUAAAGAGAACACCGUUAUUGCCUCCAGUGAACCACCAAUCCCUCGCCCGCUUUUCGACAGGAAAUUAUCGAGUCCCUUUUCUUCAGAAGGUGAUCCUUUCCCUUCUUUGGAUAUAGGCUUGUCUCCCGCACUUCGCACUCCUUUGAAAAUGAUUUCGCAUAGCGAUGACGAUGACGAUCCCUUCGGCUCAACGGAAAACCGCGUUCAGGAUUUGAGACACGUCCGUUCGCCCGAUUUCUUCUCGCCGAGUAGACGGAUGCCUGACAACAGCCCGGAGGAAGCAGAAUCGUCUACCCAAGGCAAUAAGGCCUGUUCUUUGGAACCACCUGCCAAGAUUAAGGUUGGAUUCUCGCAAUUCAUGGCUACACAGAAGGAGGCUUCAGGAUUCUCUCCUAUGGCACCACCCGCGUCGAAAUCACAGUUUUCACAAUUUGUCACUCCUGCAAAGGCGGCAAAAGGUUUUGAAGCCCUCAGACGCGGUGCAAAGGGCAAUGACUUGUCUUUAACGUUAGGUCUUCCUAUCAUUCAACCGAGUCUGGAUGUGACGGACAGCGCCCGCAAGAAAGCUGAUGAGAUCUUCGAUAAAGAGCAACAGUUUAUGGUCGAGGAAGCCAUCCGACCGCCUGAUGGAGAGCCUCAGCUGUACUUGAAUGAACAUGGGUUCUACACGCAAAAUCCCGUCGUCAAUAAUGGUGAUUCUAGUCCAUUCGUAUUAGACUUACCUUCUUCACAGAAUACGUUCGCGCAUUCCUCUCCUUUGUUGAAUUCGGUGCUCAAGUCAAAACACCGUGCGCCGCUCGGGACCAUAGACCUUGCAGACGAUCUGGACGAGCCGCAAGCCUCUCGCCUAGGACGCCUGAAGAGGAGAACACGUACACCUGAUUUGGAUGAGACUUUCAACGAAAGUGGUUACCGAUCAAGUCCUUCUCCAAGUCCAAAACGACCCAAGGAUGCGUUCAACGUCUUGAUGCAAAGGCGACCAAAGCUCCCUAAGAAUAAGCUGGAAAAGUCUGCCUUCAUUGAGGGUGAAGCGGAAGAGUCUGACGAGGAUGCGAUGUUUGGCUUUGGAGGACCCAAGCUGAAGGCUGACGAUGAUGAGGAAGAUGGAGAGGAUCAAGAUGCGACUCUUGAAGAAUUGAUGGACGAUAAAGCUAUGGAUGCUGACACCUUGAAUGAGGAUAAGGUCCUGGAAAAAGUGAAAGAGCACCAAGAAUUGGACGACGCUGAGCUUGAGAGGAUUCACCGAGAGGCCGUGGAGGGAAAACUUCGAGCCAAACGUCGCGAUAGGGGCGUUGGAUUCGAAGACAGCGAUAGCGAUGACGAGAAUGAUGAAAACGCGAGGAGGCGUAAAAGGAUGGCGAAGAAACGUAGGUUGGAUGGUGGUGACAGUUUGGAUCAAUUGGCAAAGGACAAGGAAACUCAAGCUUUCGUUGCGAGUUACAAUGCUGGUUUACCAGAUGAUGAUCUCCAAGACUUCGCUCAUCUUCAGUAUGAUGAUGGGUCAGUUACUUUACCUGUGGACACUAGGGAUGAAGAUGAAGGUUCGGACGAUGAGGAAAAUCAUCAACCAGACAUAGUGUCCACGAGAGAUUUGCAGGCCGAGCUACGGCAAGCUGCACGAGGAGAGAUGAGCCACAACACUGUCGAUCCAGAGGACCUCAGUUGGCUCGAGAACGACCAAGACAUGGAUGUUGAGGAAGAGCCUAUUCGUAUCAAGGAAGUCGCCCAUACAAAUAGGCAAUCAUCUGCGAAACAGUCAAACAACGACCAAUUCGACUAUGCCUCAGAUGUCCGGUUUACAAAACCAUCUGGCGGUUUGACGCAACAUACCAAGUGGGCCAGCAAGGCUCGUGCUGAAGGUCUCAAUGGGACGGGACGUGCGUCAGCGAUUACUGGGCAUGCGGUACCGAAGUCAAAAGCAGGUGGUUCUAUCCUUGGACGCCAUUCGGGUCCUUCAAAUAGUCGAACCGGAAAGCAGCCAGCGAAGGUGACGAAGAGUUCGAGCGCAUUGUCUGUGGUUUCCAGUCGGCGAGAACGUUUUGGGAGUUAGCUAUAUGCGGCUACGGCUACGUGAUUGGCUCACUCUAUGUACGCGGAAAGUCUGGAGUAUGCUUCCUCAUCUCUAUCGCAUUUCUCUUCGUUGUAUGCAAUGCUUUCUAUGUCAUAUGUCGUAUGUAUCUUGUUUUGUAGCAUUGUUUUGCAUGUAGCGGUCCUUUGUAAAGUAGCCCUUAGGAUUCAAAUUAACGGAGUUCGGAUGUG